UAUCAGGCGAUUCAAGCGUACACGAAGUAGUUUCCAGCGUAACCGAUUAAAACGGUAACAAUUCAACUUCCAGUUGAAAUACACAGGUGAUUUCUAUACGAGCACCACGAGCCAUCGGUCUAAAGAAAUGAUAGUAGCAGAACCAAGGUCAAUCAGGCAUCAAUAACUUCUGUGUUAUCACCAGUGCGAUUCCAAAACACCGAGAUAAAAUGGCUGAGUUUCCUACGAUGAUAAUGCCCCAGAACUGGUGCAUUUAGAACAAUUGGCGAAUGUCACCACCGCUAAUAACAGUGCGGAUCUUGUGCUGUGUUCAAUUCUUGUGUUGUUACAGCGCGAAGUGGAACAAGUAGAGCGAGUUUGCCAAGAUGAAGUUGGUCCAGUUCAUGUUGAAAGACCACAAAUACAGGAUAGGGGUCCUGAAGGAUAAUCAGAUCAUCGAUCUGAAAUCGAAAUUCAAUUUUGUACCGUCCCUCUUAGUUGAAUUUUUCGCAUCUUCGUCGGCUCUAGCAGUUGCCAGAGAAAUUGUGGAGCACCCAAAAAUCAUUUAUUCCUUAGAUGAGGUAGUGCUCCUUGCUCCUAUAAUGAGACCGGACAAGGUCAUAUGCAUAGGUUUGAACUACCAGAAUUUCUGCGAUGAACUCCAAACAGCUUGUCCUAAUGAACCUGUGGCUUUCUCCAAAUUCCCUUCUUGCAUUACUGGACCUUACAGUGACAUCAAGCUUCCAAAAAUAAGUAACCAAGUUGAUUGGGAAGUAGAACUGGCUGUGAUCAUAGGGAAGGAAGCAAAAGACGUUCCUGCAAAAGAAGCUUUCGACUACGUCCUAGGCUAUACGGUAGCCCAAGAUAUCAGUGCUAGAGAUUGGCAAGUUAGGAAUGGCGGACAAUACCUCCUAUCCAAAUCGAUGGAUACUUUCUGUCCUCUAGGACCCUAUAUAGUGACGAAAGAUGAAAUUCCAGAUCCACACAACUUGAACCUGAGAUGCUGGGUGAAUGGAGUGCUAAAGCAAGAUGGGAAUACAAGAGAUUUAGUCCACAAGAUAGACAAGCUCAUUGAGCAUCUGUCAAGUGUCACCACAUUAUAUCCAGGCGAUCUCAUCCUUACCGGUACUCCUUCUGGAGUUGGCUUCUAUCGAGAUCCACCAGAGUUCCUCAAACCUGGUGACAUAGUGGAGAGUGAGAUUGAAGGUAUUGGAAAGAUGUUGAACCACGUCAUAUGAAGAGGAUGGGCUGCUGAAUUUUUAUAAGGAAUCUUUGGCCUGUUUCCUGUUCUGCUCAAUGUUAUGAUAACCUUUUUAAAUUAUUGGAUUUUAUGAAUAAAUAUGUUUUCUUUAA
Messenger RNA from Coccinella septempunctata (seven-spotted ladybird), 1332 nucleotides. Its product is annotated as fumarylacetoacetate hydrolase domain-containing protein 2-like. Bases 366 to 1217 code for a protein of 283 amino acids. Lineage: Eukaryota; Metazoa; Arthropoda; Insecta; Coleoptera; Coccinellidae. The transcript is spliced from 4 exons. The record is from RefSeq and is a predicted model, not a curated record. Gene Ontology annotation, molecular function: hydro-lyase activity.